Dunckerocampus dactyliophorus (ringed pipefish) is the source of this 3218-nucleotide messenger RNA. It is a transcript of the gene rab11fip4a, whose product is annotated as RAB11 family interacting protein 4 (class II) a. Gene Ontology annotation, cellular component: endocytic vesicle; cleavage furrow; midbody. The transcript is spliced from 16 exons. The coding region runs from base 216 to 1979 and encodes 587 amino acids. NCBI's taxonomy places the organism in Eukaryota, Metazoa, Chordata, Actinopteri, Syngnathiformes, Syngnathidae. Gene Ontology annotation, biological process: endocytic recycling; regulation of cytokinesis. Gene Ontology annotation, molecular function: calcium ion binding. The record is from RefSeq and is a predicted model, not a curated record.
AAAUGGUAGACUUGUUUCUAUCAAUGAUUAUGAUAAGUCAUGUUUUAUUUGAUAGGCGCUGAUGACGCAACAGCCUGCCUAAUUGUAAUUCAACGCCAUUUUCCCAACAUUGGGAGCUUGUGGGGAGCAGCCAGUCCAUGCCUGCUGCAUCUUUGUCUCUUUCCGCUGGAUUCUACCGUUAGAUCAAUAAAAACAACAAAGCCGCGUGAUAAAGCAUGGAAGGUGAUCCAGUCCGCGACAAAAAGCUUCUGUUGGUUUUGUUGAGGAAGCUGAAGGAGGUCUUCGAGGCGUGUGACGAGGAUGCGGAUGGAUUCAUCCAGGUGAAGCAUCUGCUUCACAUCGCCCAGCAGCUCGGCCAAGGAGACGAGGUACGGACGUUUAUCAGCUUCCUGAAUCCUCACACUCACGGGAAGCUCAGUUUCAAAGACUUCUGCCGUGGGGUGUUUGCUAUCAAAGGUUAUGAGGAGAUACUGAAGAUGGUUUUGAGUCCUGUCAGUCUUACUUCUAACCAAGCGGUUCCCGCAAACACUUCUUCCCAUUGCCAGCCUUUCCCAGAGAGCAGUGCACACGCUAAGGAGCGUGAAAAGGAAAGCUGCAACGUGUCAGCCAUCAUGGACUCAGCAUGGCAAAACCAGGAGGAGCAGUUUGAGGACUACGGGGAAGGGGAGGAUGUGGAAUACUCUCCAAGCAGCCCAAGACAGGACGAUGGCACCCAAGCUAACGGCAUCUCAGAUUUGGGAUCCUCCCUUCCACCCAGGACUUCAAGGAAAACAGGAAGUGAUCAAAUGAAGAGUAUGUUGGGAUGCAGAGCGUGCUGGUGCAUACAUGUAGGACACACACCUCAGAAGACGCGGCAGCUGUACACGAGGGAGCUGCUGGAUAUUUACUGCUCUCAGUGCUGCAAGAAAGUCAAUCUGCUCAAUGACUUGGAUGCUCACCUUCAAAACGUCAAGGCCAACAGCCCCAACAGAAAGAUAUCCAGCACAGCAUUUGGACGCCAGCUGUUCCAGGCCAACCACAGCGUGUUCCACUGCAGUCAGGGAAGCAGCACGGAAGAUUUGCUGACGGACAGCGUUGACUCCUGUGAUGUCAACAUUACAGAGAAGGUGAGUUAUCUGGAGAAGAAGGUGACGGAGCUGGAGAACGACAGUCUGGCCAAUGGCUACCUCAAGUCUAAACUCAAACAAGAGAAUACCAAGCUGGUCCACAGGGUGCAUGAGCUGGAGGAGCAGAUGAAGGACGUGGAGGCGAGGGCGGAUCAGAGUCUGGAGGAGGAGACGAGGAGGCACUGCGACGUUUACUGCAAGAUGGAGGGGGAAAGAAACACAGAGAUAGACUUCCUGUGCAGCAGGAUCCAGCAGCUGCUGGAAGAGAACGGUGAAAUGAAAACAAACGUGUGCAGGCUCAAGUCUCAGACGGAGAAACUGGACCAGGAGAAGCAGAAGGAGACGGACAAGCUGGAGGACACGAGCCUGAGACUCAAAGACGAGGUGGACACGUACAGGAAGAUCAUGGAUAAACUUUGGCAAAACCGCCGUGAGUUUCACAAGGAGAAGGAGUCCAUGCUGGAGCUCGUCGAUGAUCUACGCAAAGAACUGGACUAUCUGCAGCUUUUCCAGAUGGAAAUGGAGAAUCCUGGGAAGGGGAGGGAGCUUUGUGAAUACAACGGAAAGCCCCGGGAGGUGGAAAUGGAACACGAUGUCAACAAAUUGAAACAGGAGAACCAUAAACUCCGAAAUCAGAACGAUGACUUGAACGCUCAGAUUCUGAGUCUGAGUUUGUACGAGAGCAAGAGCUUGUUUUCCUGCCACUCGAAGGUCCAGUGUCUGGCGGCAGAGAUUGACAACGCGUCCAAGGAUGAGCUGGUGGAUGCUUUGAAAGCGCAGGAGGAGAUCAACCUGCGUCUGAGGAAAUACAUGGACAAAAUCAUUUUGGCCAUUCUUGACCAUAACCCCUCCAUCCUGGAGAUCAAGUGCUGAACCAACGGCAGAUGCACAAACACCUGACUGUACGUGACGGCUUACCCGACAUGUCACCAAUCAUCACCAUGUGGUAUUUGCUCUACAUGCGAUUACAAGAAACCUGUUGUUGAAGCAGGAUCAUCACGCACUCAUCAGCGUAUCACCGUAUUAGCCAAGUGUCCUUUUCAUCACCUAACACACAUGAAGACCAUUUCUAAUCCUGUUUUGGCGUCCAAACUUAGAUGUUUUCAAGUCCAUUUGAUAUACUGUAUCACCAUGAGCGGCUCCACCAAACACAUUUUUAAUGUCUGUGUGCGUGUGGGGGGUGGGGGGUGCAUCUCAGCAUGGUCACAAAGGUGCAAAACAUGUUAUCAACUUCACUCUUUGCUCUUUUUCUCACAUCUUUGCUGCUGUUUAACGUAGCCAAUAUUUCAACUUUCUUCUUAAACAAUCUUUGGACAUUUUCUUCUUGGAAUAUUAUGACUUUAUUCCCAUUGUAACUUAUUCCCCACACUAAUUUGCCAAAAUGAUACAUAUCUCUUAACUUAAAAAAAUAAGUUUUUUUCUUUAAUAUUUCAACUCUGCUGCUAAAAUGAAAGUUUAUUCUUUUUUUUCUUGGUGUACAACUUUUUUCCUCAUAUUUGGACUUUAUUCUUUUAAAUUACAGGGGUUUUUUGCAUUUCUGCUGUUAUUUUUUUUCUCCCCCAACCUAUUUGUUUUCUUCUUGUAAAUUUUCUUCUCAUAGUUGUGACUUUAUUCCUGUAGUAUUUUCACUUAAUUCUCCUCAAAUUCAACCUUUUUUACGCAACCUAAAAUGAACAAAAUUUCCAAAAAUGACAACUAUAUUUAUGUUUCUCAUUUAAUUAGGACUUUAAUUAGGACUAAGUCUUUCUUUAAUAAUUCAACUUUAUGAUAUUAAAAUGAUGCGCUUUUUCUCAUGACUCUCGUUACAACUUUUUUCUUCUUCAUAUUAUAUAUUUAGAAUGCGCUGCGGGCCGCACUCACUUUGGACGCCCCUGGCUUAACCCAUGAGAAUGUAGAAUGAUGGUGGAUAGAUCACAAACCAAGUUGAACACACAAAACAUUUGUGAUGUUUUUAUUUUGAAAAUUACUGUGAAAGCUAUGUGAUGUUACAAACUCUACUCUCUGUUGCAUUUUUCAUGCUGAAUGGAUUUACUUGGGUAGCACAAAUGUACCCUUUUGCAUUCACUGAAUAAAAAUGGUAAGAGUGGUUGAAUUGUAACGUUUCACAGCCUA